Molecule: messenger RNA, 1449 nt
Organism: Erigeron canadensis
Lineage: Eukaryota; Viridiplantae; Streptophyta; Magnoliopsida; Asterales; Asteraceae
Product: polygalacturonase At1g48100-like
Exons: 7
Coding region: 1-1449 (482 amino acids)
Biological process (GO): carbohydrate metabolic process
Molecular function (GO): polygalacturonase activity
Source: RefSeq, a predicted model, not a curated record
AUGACUGGUUCUAAUUUCAAUCACAAUAUUACAUUUGCUCUUCUAAUUGCAGCCCUUGUUUGGUUUUCAAGUACCGAAACUAGCAAUGCUAGAAGGGACAAACAUUGGAGGCAUAGUAUAGGUCAUUCCUUUGAUUCUAAGUACCAUGGAGGAGGUCAAUACCAAGUUAAUGCUGAUAAACAAAAUCAAGGAGGAGGUUCGAAAUUUAAUGUGCUCGACUAUGGAGCUAAAGGGGAUGGUAAAUCCGACGAUAUAAAGGCGUUUCAAGCUGCAUGGUCAGAUAUUUGUAAAGCGGGCGCAUCAACGAUGAUCAUUCCAUCGGGUUAUAAGUUCCUCGUUGGACCCAUGUCGUUCUCUGGUGCGAACUGUCACAAAGACAUUAUUUUUCAGCUUGAUGGUACAAUAUUAGCUCCCACAAACUCCAAGGCAUGGGGUUCAGGACUUGGUCAAUGGCUUGAAUUUACGGAAGUUGUAGGAUUCACGAUCCAAGGGAAAGGCACCAUUGAUGGAGGCGGCUCAGUUUGGUGGACCAGAUCUAUGCUUGAUUCUAUUGACAACAACGAUAAAUUAGUUUCAUUAGACAAAAUCACAAAGACAGAAGAUCAACAAGUAAGCAAUGCACUGGAUGAGAAAGUGUCCAAAACCAGGCCAGUGGCUUUGAGGUUUGUUGGGGGUUCUGAUGUGACAAUCACGGGAAUAACCAUCCAAAACAGUCCCCAGUUCCACCUUACAUUCGACAGCUGUGAUGGAGUUACAGUAUUUGAUAUCAGGAUUUCAUCUCCCGCUGAUAGUCCAAAUACAGACGGAAUCCACUUAAGCAGUUCCAAGAAUGUCAUAAUUCACCAUACAGACCUUGCUUGUGGAGAUGAUUGUAUAUCUAUACAAACAGGAUGCGAAAAUGUACUUGUGCACGAUGUUAAUUGUGGACCAGGGCAUGGAAUAAGUAUUGGGAGCUUGGGGAUAGAUGGCACAACAGCAUGUGUUUCCAACAUCACUGUUAAGAACGUCAAAAUCCACGAUACAAUGACUGGAGUUAGGAUUAAGACAUGGCAGGGUGCAGAAGGGAUGGUGAGAGGAGUGUUGUUCUCAAAUAUUCAAGUUUCUGAAGUUGAAAUCCCAAUCAUGAUUGAUCAGUACUAUUGUGAUCAUAGCACCUGCAAAAAUCAAACAUCUGCUGUUAGUAUAGCAAAUAUCGCAUAUGAAAAUAUAUGGGGAACCUAUACAAUACAACCCGUUCAUUUAUCAUGCAGUGAUAGCAAGCCAUGUAUGGACUUAAAGUUAUCUAAUAUUGAACUCAAGCCAAAGGCAAACGGUCACGAAAUGUCUCAACCAUUUUGCUGGCAAGCUUUUGGAAAGUUGAACUCUCCCAUCAUUCCCAAGAUUGAUUGUUUACAACAAAGCAAAUCAUCAAACAAUAUGCAUCUCGAUAAUUAUCAGUGUGCAGAAUAA